GAUUCAAAGAAGAACUCGCAGGCGAACUCGUAAAUCGGUUCGCGAUUUCUCCAUCCGCCGCCGCCGCCGCGACGGGGACCUCAUCGGAGGAGAAGGAAGCGGCGGAUUCGACCGGCUCCGGCAACCCCAGAAAAAUGGUGGCGAUCUCCCUGUACAGAGGGAACCUCCACCGGGUGCCCGACGUCCCUCGCCGAUGGCUCAUGCCCGAUCGCAACCUCUCCCCCAAGGACUUCAAGUCCCUCCUCCACCGCCGCUCUCGCGCCCUCUCUCGCGCCCCCUCCGCGUCGAUCCCUCCGGCGGUUCCCGACCUCGGUUCCGGUCCGGGCCUCCUCGACGACGGUCGGCCCCCGCUGGAGCCCGAGGCGGAGAAAGGAGCUCCUGACCUUGGUUCUGGUCCGGGCCUCCCCAGCGACGGCCGGCCUCCGCUCGAGCUCAAGGCGGAGAAAGGGAGCGUCGAGGUUCGCGGCGAAGGGACCUCGCAGGGCGGCGUCGCCUUGAAGGAAGAGGUUGAUGACCAUAGAGAAGCCGUCGACGGUGCGAAUCGUUCGCCGGAAGCGAAGCCUGAUUGGGCGGGCAAGUCCGUCGAUGGCGGUGGAGGUGUCCAAGUCUUGCCUGCCGAGAAGGUGGAGGAGCCGGUAAAGGAUGCGGUGCAGGCUGUGGAUAAAGUCGAUCCACCAACCGACAAAGAGAAAAGGAAGAAGGCUGUUGAGGAGAAGUUGGAACUUUUGAAUGCCAAGAAACAUAGUUUAGUGCAAGUUCUGAAGCAGAUCCUGAAUGCAGAAGAGGAAUUGAAGAGGAGGAGCAUGCAAGGAAUGGCUGUUCGGCCAUCUGUUCCACUUCAUGUGGAUGUUAUGAAUGACUCUGGCUCAAUGACCAGGCUUAAUACCCCUAGAAUGGGCUCCGAGGCCCACCUUGGCGGUGAUGCGGAAGGGGGAGAAGCAGAUGAUGCCUCAAAUCAUAUCAUGCCUUCUCGGCCUAUGCAUCGCAUGAGCAGCGUGUCACCAUCUUCGGAGUCCCCUCUUAGAAGGACUGCCUUGUCGCAGUACAAUUUGGUUCCACAUCCCUCCCGAUCAAGCUUAGCCGUCAGUGGUAGUCCAUCCCGCUUUGCUCUCCCCGCUCCCCAAGCUAAUCUAGCAAAUCUUCCUGCAGUUUCUGUCUCAGGAACAAAUUAUGUUGCAUCCUCACCAUCUCCAGCAGCAUCUGGUGGCACUUCGGUUUUCAAGGAUGCUCGACUACCUAGUCCGUGGAAUUAGAAAUUACAAGCUUCACUAGAUGCAUUGAGCUUUAUUUACUGUUCUUUCCAUUCAUUGUGUAAAUUUGUAAUUGGCUAUAUCCACCAAGGACCUGAGCCGAUUUCAUAGUGUUAGUUUAGGGGAUUCCUCCAAAUUAGUGGCGGGAUGAUAGUCCGUAGUUUUCUUGAUUUGGAUACUUGAUUGGACCUUACUGACUUGUUGCUGUCCUGAUUGAGCCAGUGUUGUAAGAUGAUCAGAUGCAGUGAAAUGCUAAAGAGCUUUAAUUUCUAGAAACUUAA
Syzygium oleosum is the source of this 1531-nucleotide messenger RNA. RefSeq lists its product as uncharacterized. The transcript is spliced from 4 exons. Gene Ontology annotation, cellular component: chloroplast. The coding region runs from base 135 to 1253 and encodes 372 amino acids. The record is from RefSeq and is a predicted model, not a curated record. Lineage: Eukaryota; Viridiplantae; Streptophyta; Magnoliopsida; Myrtales; Myrtaceae.